UACAUCUCUAGAUAUUCUAGAUCUAUUGAAAUCUAUUGAUUAUCUCCUGUCUUUAGAUUAGAUUACUCUAGAGUCUAGAUAGUAGAUCUAAAUUAUUCUAAAUCUAGAUUAACCUAACUCUAGAUCUAGAUAUAAAGAUCUAGUCAAUAGAUUUACAAUCACUUGAAUCAGUAACAAUCUUCUAGACUUUUACACUAAUUACACUCAUUUACAGCAACAAGAACAAGUUACAAGUUGAACAUCUUCAUUCAGUCUUCAUCCAGUCAGCCAGUGUUCACUGACUUGAUUGACUCAUGACAACACAACACUACAUUUACUUUACAUCACUAAAGUUAUUGAGUUAACAGUACUACAGUCUACAGUGAACACUUCAACAGUGACUUAGUAAUAUAAUUAGAGUAAAAGAUGUUUGUCGGCCACCCGGGUUUUGUCUUGCUUAUCGGACACCUCACUAUAAAUUUUGUUCUCUACUGAAAAUUAACAAAAAAUGAUGGAAGAGGCUAACGAUGAACAGCCAGAAAUGGUUUCUCUUGAAGAAGCCGUACAAGCUGAGAAGGAAGCAAUACAAGUUAUAGCUUCCUCCAUCCCACCAGCAACUUCGCCACAAGUGUCCAAGUCUUUGGCUGCACCGGCUCCUUUACCAGCUUUCCUUAGUCUAGGCAGUGGCGACUCUAGUACAACUGCCACAUCAACAACUGUAGCCAGUAGUAAACCCAGUUUACCACAGCCUAGCCUGCCCAGUACACCACAUUCUACAGCACCAAGUAUUCCCCAGUCAUCAUCAGCAGUGGGCCAGUUACCUAAAGCUCCAGAAUCCCCUCAAAUCUCACAUGAUCAGAAACUAAAGAGUUCAUCUGGUCCUGAUGCCCAGAGCUUACUAGUUAGUACAACUGCCUCUGUAGGCCAAAGUCUGUUUGGGUGGAUCUCAAACAACAGUCUUGUCAACAGGGUUGUAGAAAAAACUAAGAGCUCUAUGGAAUCUGUCAUUACAACAUUAGAUCCUGGAAUGAAAGAACUUAUUUAUUCAGGUGGUGAUAUAUCUAUAAUUGUGGCAUCCUCUAAAGACAAUAAAGUUAUUCCAGUAAGAGAAGCUUUUCAAAAAGUCUUCGGCAAAGCCACUGUUACUGGGAAGGAAAGUCAGACAAAUACAGCUGCACAGCCUGUUGGCUUCACUGCUGGCUCUAAAGGAGCCGAAGAAAGAAUUUCCUACUUACUACGAAGUGGAGCAGUACUAGAUGGGCAGACCAUUAUUGCUGUUGAAGGGUUUAUUGUGGAAUUAUUACCUGAUAGAUGGUUUGAGUUGAGUUGUUUGGUCCUGAAAGACACCUCCCAUGGGAUUGAUUUACAAACCUUCUCUCAGCCAACGCCCAUCCCUACAGAGUAUGUACUGACAGCGCAAGAUAAAACAUCUACAGAUUACCCAUUGAGGUGGGCUGGGCUGUCUGUAACCAUUGGGGAAGUCAUAGAGACUGCACAACCUCACAUUGGACAUGCAGACUGGCAGAUGGUUUUAUCUGGUGUAUCCCGCUCACAAUCUUUGUUCCUAGCAGCUCAGAGUUUGGCUUACAUGUACAAGCAACAGUUACCUACAUCGUUUGUCUCAUGAUUACAAUACCGGAAAAAUAUUCUCCUGACAUUUUGAUUUGGUUUGUAACAUUUUCAUGCCACUAUUUAGUAGACUGGGAUUUUUGUUUGACAUGCAUCCAUUUUAUUGUUUAGAAAGGCUGAAGUUCUGAUUAGUUUUCUUGAGAUCUUCAGUUCUUGCAACAUAGUCUUAGAAGUAGUGCUGAAAUACUAAUAGCAACUAUUGAUUUUUUUUAAUUUGAAAAUUUAAUUUAGGUUCUCAAUCCUGUUAAAAUUCUUUAAUUGCCAUUGGCCUUUAAUAUACUAGGUGCUACUUUUCUAGACAUGUCAAAACAUAUUUACAAUUUAAGACAACUCAUUAUUGCAAAAUAUUGUGAAGACUAAUUUUGUUUGUUUGUAGAUUUGUUGUUUUAUACAGCAUUCUUGUUGAGUUUGUGUCUACAGGUGUUUCACUUUUAAGCUGGUUGAUUUUUAAAGUGAUGAUUAUCAAAUGUAAACAUGCAACUUUAUUUGAACAUAUUUAUUAUACAUAACAUAGGUGUCUUCUUUUACUGUAUGGGACAAUUUAUUAUUUUUAAUUAAUUUUUUUUUUGUACAUUAUUUGACUGGUAUAUGUUGCUUUGUUUACAAUAUUUAUAGGGAAACAAAACUUUUGAUACUAGUGAUGGAUAUUUUUAUUCUCAUUUUUUUUUUUCUGUUUCUUCCACUUCAUAAUUACUCUGUAAGAUAAUUUGGUUUUCUUUAAAUAAAAUUUGAGCCUGUUGUUUUUUAUUUGUGUGAAGUUCACAAUGGAUUUCCAAAACUUAAAAGAAUAGUCACAGCUCAUACAAGUAGUUUGUUGGUUCUAAUUUAUGGCUGUUUAUUUUAAAUUAUAAUAAUAUCAAAUCUACAUUCUAAAUAUCUUUUUGUUUUAAAACAGCAGAAUUUGUGCUUGUAUCCAAUAUUGGGGGCCAAGGAUCAGGGGCGCACUGGGUGUCAAAAUCUGUUUGGGCAUUUCUAUACAAUCUGGCCCAUAAAUUGUAUAUCAUAUAAUGGGCAUCUAAUUAUAGGUAUACCUGUCCUCGAAAUCAUUAUAAGUUUGUUACUGUAUAACUGUACACAUGUAUGGAGUGAACUCUAUACUUUUACAAAAAAUAUAAGCCGCCUUAUUUGUGUAGGACCUAAAAGGAUGUAGCCUAUUUUUAUAAAACCAUUAACAAAGGUGUCAUAGUGGCAUCCAUACGUUCCUUUGAAUGGCCUGAAUGCUCAUAUAGCCAGUCUGCCCCUGCCAAGGAUGUCUACAAGUUGUCUUGAUAAUCUUCCAUAUUUCAACCUAACAAUCUACAAUGGAAAUUAAAUUGUCUAAGGGUGCGGAUUGUUUUUGUUCAGGAUAACUCUUCAAUUGCUAUAGAUCUAUGUACUUCUAAGAGAAAAAGUAAGGAAAGAAUGGAAACUUGAGAAAUAUACUGAGACCAUUUGAAACUUAUAGACAUACAAUGUAGUAAUUAGUGGCAAAUAAAGCUUUUUAAAAAAUAACAUUACUUUGCUGUUGGUGGCAGUAGUUUUGUAGUUCAAAUAUUUUGUUGUAUCAUAUUAAAAGUUGAUAAUUUUGUUUUAUUAUUGCAUAAUGUGUUUCAUGCUUUUCUAUUUAGACCUAAAUUGAUCCAGCCAUCAGUAUUGCAACUAACAGUGUAAAAUUGUUAUGUACUGGUUCUAUAGUAAAAAUAUGAUUAGGCCUGUGAUAAAAAUUAAUGGGUUUUGGGAUUUGUAAAAUAGAAUUGAAAAAAAAUUUAAACACAUUUUCUGUUUUGUGUGUAAAGAAUUUUUUUUCAUGAAUAAAAUUGUGAAACAAAUGA
Messenger RNA from Biomphalaria glabrata, 3419 nucleotides. Its product is annotated as protein PRRC1-A-like. The transcript is spliced from 10 exons. NCBI's taxonomy places the organism in Eukaryota, Metazoa, Mollusca, Gastropoda, Planorbidae. Gene Ontology annotation, cellular component: cytoplasm. The record is from RefSeq and is a predicted model, not a curated record. Gene Ontology annotation, biological process: activation of protein kinase A activity. Bases 488 to 1606 code for a protein of 372 amino acids. Gene Ontology annotation, molecular function: protein kinase A regulatory subunit binding.